Aspergillus mulundensis is the source of this 1878-nucleotide messenger RNA. RefSeq names its product tyrosine--tRNA ligase MSY1. Lineage: Eukaryota; Fungi; Ascomycota; Eurotiomycetes; Eurotiales; Aspergillaceae. Gene Ontology annotation, cellular component: mitochondrion; cytosol. The record is from RefSeq and is a predicted model, not a curated record. Gene Ontology annotation, molecular function: tyrosine-tRNA ligase activity; ATP binding; RNA binding. Gene Ontology annotation, biological process: tyrosyl-tRNA aminoacylation. Bases 1 to 1878 code for a protein of 625 amino acids. The transcript is spliced from 5 exons.
AUGCGGCCACGCCCGUUCUCGCUGCCUUGGGCGGCACACCUUCGCUCUCCGGUAGCCGCCCGCCGCCCAGUAUACGGCGCUCGCCAGUAUGCGCGGACUGCGGAGGUCCUGAGCACAAACACGUUCCGCUUCGAUAAUGCGCGACCUACUACAGCGAAAUUGUCACCUGAAAUCAAAGCAGGCCAGAAAAGAUGGAUUACAAAAAAAUGGUUGGCGCGAGAGGAGGAGGGGAGAAAGGAAUGGGCAUUUCUCGCCGAACAGAUCAAGGAGGGGAAGAGAAAGAGCUUUGUAGAGCAUCUGGAGGACAGAGGUCUCAUACAUGAUGUUGUUGGGGAGCGAGACUUGUUGCACCGUGUCUUUACCGAGAAGCGAGCUGGGAUUUACGCAGGCAUAGACCCGACAGCGCCAUCUAUGCAUGUUGGACAUAUGCUGCCGUUCAUGGUACUUGCGUGGGGAUAUGUUUGGGGAUUGCCCGUCGUGUUUUUGCUCGGCGGUGCCACAGCGCGAAUCGGUGACCCGACUGGGCGAUUGCAGGGAAGGGAGGAGGUCCAUUCCUCGGUACGUAAAGCAAACAUGGCUAGCAUGCACAUGCAACUCAAAAAACUCGGUAUGAGCAUUGAGAGAUACGGGCAAAGGCACGGUUACAAGCGGCAGUUGAUCUGGAAACGAGCUCUGGAAAACAAUAAUGUUUGGUGGAACAAAACGCCGUUGAUAGAGGUGCUCCGCGAUUUGGGAUCUUAUAUGCGCCUUGGUCCAAUGCUAGGAAGAGAAACAGUCAAAAACAAAAUGUCAAAGGGCGAUGGGAUGUCUUUUGCAGAGUUCACCUACCCUCUCAUGCAGGCAUGGGACUGGUGGGUGCUCUUUCGACAAAGACAUACUCAAGUCCAGGUCGGAGGAAGCGACCAGUAUGGGAACAUCCUCUUUGGAAUGGAGGCUGUGAAGACAGUCAGUAAGAAUACCAAGAUGCAAGAAGAUCACAACGACCUGUUAGAUGAUAUCGAUAAGCCCAUUGGUUUCACCACUCCGUUGCUCACGACUUCAUCCGGUGAGAAGUUUGGAAAGUCCGCCGGCAACGCCAUCUGGUUGGAUAAGGAUAUGACACCCACUUUUGAGCUAUACCAGUUCUUUGUCCGCACACCUGAUGACGCUGUCGAGCGUUACCUCAAGAUGUUCACGUUCUUACCUCUCCCCGAGAUUUCACGGAUCAUGGAAGAGCAAAAUCAGGACCCCUCAAAGCGGGUGGCCCAACAUGCUCUCGCUUAUGAAUUUGUUGAACUCAUCCACGGCAGAGAGGAAGCGGAUGCGGUGUCUAUGCAGCACCGCCAAUUAUUUAGAUCGCGAAGCUCGACCGCACCACCGACGCCCGCACCUCGCAGUGCACCAGUUGGGAAUCCCAAAUCAUCAUUGUCCGGGUUUGAUAAUCCUCAGGCUGGCAACAAAUACGCCCCUCAAACAAACUUCGCCAAUAUGCCAUCUCUCCGGAUAACGCUCCCUAAAUCCCUCGUGUACGACAAGACAUUCAGCAAGAUUCUUUGGUCUGCCGGUUUAGUUGCCUCCAAGAGUGAGGCCCAACGUAUUAUCAACAACCAAGGCGCCCAUGUAGGAAGCCGUCCCGGCAUCGAAAAAAGUCUGCCUGGCGGGGACAUGCCAGAUGCCUUGACCUUCACACCAAUCAAAUCUUGGAUGGCCUCGAAAACGCGCGAGUUUAUCAUCGAUGACGAACUCCUGAUUCUAAGGUUAGGGAAAUGGAAGCUGAAGUUGGUGACCAUUGUUAGCGAUGAGAAGUUCAAAGAGCUUGGUCUCACAGCUCCCGGCUGGGAUGAGGUCAUUGGCGAGAGCAAGGGCUCGGGAACGGCGGAAUCGGAGUCCUCUCCUUGA